UAAUAGCCCCUUGUAGAGCAGAUAUAUGCAGUUAAAAAAUGAUGGGUUAUUAGCAAGCUCAAGCUCUUCAUUAUCUACUCUAUAUAUUCUGGGUUUUAUAGAAUGUUGUAAAGUUCGUGCAAUUGUUGUGAUUAAGAAUCAAUGGUGACUCAACUUCAAGGAUUUAUGCUUCCGAAUUCAAAGCUGCUUGGCAGGUCAUUCUCUAAUGCUUUAUUUCUUUACGCCCCUCAUGGAUCUACUUCUAAGUUUCACAAGUAUUUAUGUGGGAAUAUUGGUGUAUUAACCAAAGCUGCAUUUGGUAGCAGUGCAAGCUCCCCGAUUUUUGAUGAAGAAUCUUUUGUAGAGAAUGGGACAAAUUUAACAAAUAUGGGUAUUUCUGAGGGACUUGAAUCCCUUGAGUUGAAUAAAAAGAAUAAAAUUGUUGCAAAUCAUCAAACCUAUAUCUGGCUCUUAGAUGGAUAUGUAAAGUCUGGGUCUUUCCCUGAUUCAAAGAAGCUUCAUGGGAAAAUUUUGAAAUCUGGUUUUGGUGGGGAUCAUGAUAUAUGUACCAGGCUUAUUGAUGCGUAUGCAGCGGCCGGUGAUUUAGAAGGUGCAGUCCAGGUGUUUGAUGAUAUGCUGUAUAAAAGUGUGUCAUCUUGGAAUAAGUUAAUGUUAGCCUUUUCUGGGAAGAAGCUGACUACUCAAGUUUUGGGUCUUUAUACUCAAAUGCUGGCAGAAAACGUUAAUCCAGAUGAAAGUACAUUUGCAUAUAUUUUACGGGCCAAAGUUGAUUUCCAAUAUGUAAGACAAGUACACGGUAAAGCUAUUCGAUAUGGCUUUGGUACAUGUACAGUUGUUUGUAAUCCAUUAGUUGACUUGUAUACCAAGAAUGGGUUUUUAGAUACUGCCAAAAAUGUUUUUAAUGGCAUACAUAUGAAGGAUAACGUCUCUUGGGUGGCUAUGAUAUCUGGUUUCUCUCAAAGUGGACAAGAAAUAGAAGCCAUCCUUUUGUUCUGCGAGAUGCAUAAGUCUGGAAUUUUCCCUACUCCUUACGUUUUCUCCAGUGUCAUAAGUGCCUGUACUAAAAUACAGCUAUUUAAGCUUGGUGAACAGCUUCAUACCCUUGUAUAUAAAUGGGGCCUUUCAUCAGAAACCUUUGUGUGUAAUGCUUUUGUCACUUUGUAUUCUCGUUCUGGGAACUUGAUGAUGGCUGAACAAAUUUUUAGAAAUAUGCAAAGAAAGGAUGGGGUUUCGUACAACUCGCUCAUAUCAGGGCUUGCACAGCGUGGAUUCAGUCAAAGGUCUCUCCAAUUAUAUGAGGCAAUGCAGCUUGAUCAUCUGAAACCCGACUGUGUUACAAUUGCAAGUCUCUUGAGUGCAUGUGCAUCAGUUAAUUCUCUUUAUAAGGGAAGGCAACUGCACUCAUAUGCAAUAAAAGCAGGAAUGACUUCGGAUAUCAUUAUUGAAGGUUCCUUGCUGGACCUUUAUGUUAAAUGUUCAGAUGUCAAAACAGCGCAUAAAUUCUUCCUUAUGACUCAAACAGAAAAUGUUGUUCUGUGGAAUGUAAUGCUUGUCGCAUACGGGCAGAUGGGUGAUUUAGCUGAGUCAUUACGGUUAUACUCGCAGAUGCAGAUUGAGGGCAUGUGUCCAAAUCAAUAUACAUACCCUAGUAUAUUGAGGACCUGUACUUUAGUAGGAGCCCUGGAUCUAGGAGAGCAGAUUCAUACACAAGUAUUAAAGACUGGUUUUCAGCCAAAUGUUUAUGUUUGUAGUGUGCUUAUAGAUAUGUAUGCCAAACAUGGAAGACUAGAUACUGCUCUGAGAAUUCUUAAAAGGCUAAGUGAGAAAGAUGUAGUUUCGUGGACAGCUAUGAUUGCGGGAUAUGCUCAGCAUGAUAUGUAUGCUGAAGCUCUUAAGCUUUUUGAAGAAAUGCAGGACCACGGCAUUCAAUCAGAUAACAUAGGAUUUUCAAGUGCAAUUAGUGCAUGUGCUGGAAUAAAAGCUGUUAACCAAGGAAGACAAAUUCAUGCUCAAUCAAUUACAUGUGGCUACUCACUUGAUCUUUCUAUUGGCAAUGCACUUGUUAGUCUAUAUGCAAGGUGUGGCAGGAAAGAGGAUGCAUAUUUGGCAUUUAACAAAAUUGAUGAGAAAGAUAACAUCACAUGGAAUGGAUUGAUAUCAGGAUUUUCACAGAGUGGACACUGCGAAGAAGCAUUACAGGUCUUCUCACUAAUGAAUAAAUCUGGGCUGGAAGUUAAUAUGUUCACAUAUGGGUCUGCAGUUAGUGCUGCUGCUAACACAGCAAACAUAAAACAAGGGAUGCAAAUUCAUAGUCGGAUUAUUAAAACUGGUUACAGUGCUGAAACUGAGGCAUCAAACGUUCUUAUUACAUUGUACGCUAAGUGUGGCAGUCUUGAUGAUGCCAGGAGAGAAUUCCUAGAUCUGCCUGAGAAAAAUGAGGUUUCAUGGAAUGCCAUGAUUACAGGAUAUUCACAACAUGGACGUGGUACUGAAGCACUAGAACUCUUUGAGGAAAUGAAACGGCUUGGCUAUAUGCCAAACUAUGUUACUUAUGUGAGUGUGUUAUCAGCUUGUAGCCAUGUGGGUUUGGUAGAUGAGGGGCUUAAUUAUUUUAAGGCUAUGAGCGAAGAACAUAACCUAGAGCCGAAACCAGAACAUUAUGUUUGUGUUGUUGAUAUUUUGGGGAGAUCUGGCUUCUUAGGACGUGCAAUGAAAUUCAUAGAGGCAAUGCCAAUUGAACCAGAUGCAAUGGCUUGGAGGACUCUACUAAGUGCUUGCACAGCGCAUAAGAAUAUUGAAAUUGGAGAAUUUGCUGCUCGUCAUCUUUUGGAAUUAGAACCUGAUGACUCUGCAACCUAUGUACUUCUUUCAAAUAUGUAUGCAGUUUCCGGGAAAUGGGAUUACAGGGACCAUACAAGACAAUUGAUGAAAAACAGAGGGGUAAAGAAGGAGCCUGGUCGUAGCUGGAUCGAGGUUAAGAACUCGGUUCAUGCAUUUUUUGUUGGUGAUCGACUCCAUCCAUUAGCGGGUAAAAUCUAUGAACAUUUAGAUGAUCUAAACAGACGAGCUACUGCAGUUGGUUACAUACAAGACCGUAGUAGCCUUUGGAAUGAUAUAGAGCAGGGACAGAAGGACCCAACAACGUACAUUCACAGUGAGAAGCUUGCUAUUACUUUUGGACUUUUGAGCUUGCCUGAUACUAUCCCCUUACGUGUGAUGAAGAAUCUUCGGGUCUGUAAUGAUUGCCAUAAUUGGAUUAAGUGUGUGUCAAAGGUCACAAAUCGGUCUAUUAUAGUUCGAGAUUCAUACCGCUUUCAUCAUUUUGAGGAUGGUGGCUGCUCGUGUAAAGAUCACUGGUAAUUCAAAGUCAUGAAUAUAAUUCUGGUUGAUAAGCAGUAAACAUUGAAUUUUCAA
This is a messenger RNA of Daucus carota subsp. sativus, 3414 nucleotides long. RefSeq names its product pentatricopeptide repeat-containing protein At4g13650. Bases 142 to 3360 code for a protein of 1072 amino acids. The transcript has 3 exons. Gene Ontology annotation, biological process: RNA modification. Gene Ontology annotation, molecular function: RNA binding; protein binding; zinc ion binding. Lineage: Eukaryota; Viridiplantae; Streptophyta; Magnoliopsida; Apiales; Apiaceae. The record is from RefSeq and is a predicted model, not a curated record.